CAGGAUGGACUCGGCGACGGUGUCGCCCAGUGCGCAAAGUCGCUGCUCGCGUGGUCCAGUCCGGAACAAGUGCCGCCGUGUCCCGCCGACAUGUCCGAAGAUACCGACAGCGAGGACAGCGAUGCCGAGGGUGGCCUGGGCAAUGUAAACAAGAUGGUGAUGCGACCACCUGGCCACAGCGGUAAAGCGAAAAAGGGUCACAUUUGCUUCGACGCUACCUUUGAGACCGGAAAUCUCGGCAGGGUGGACUUGAUCUCCGAAUUCGAGUAUGAUCUCUUUAUUAGGCCUGACACCUGUGGUCCCAGAUUACGCCUGUGGUUUAACUUCACCGUAGACAACGUGAAGGCGGAUCAACGGGUGAUCUUCAACAUCGUCAACAUCUCCAAGAGCGCCAAUCUCUUCCGACAGGGAAUGACGCCGUUAGUGAAGAGCGGCGCUAGACCGAAAUGGCAGAGGAUACCGAAAGAACAGGUAUUCUAUUACAGAUCUGCGCAGCAUCAGAAUCACUACGUACUGAGCUUCGCUUUCGCGUUCGACCGCGAAGACGACGUUUACCAAUUCGUUCUGACGUAUCCGUAUUCCUACACGCGUUACAUGGUACAUCUCGACAACCUGUGCAGCAGACUACUGUACACGAGGAGAGAGACGCUGGCUGAGUCGAUCCAAAAGAGGAAUGUAGAGCUCGUGACUAUAACCUCCGACCUCAAAGACACGGAACGACCUAGAAAAGUGGUCGUCGUCCUCGCUAGAGUUCACCCCGGCGAGUCGCCGUCCUCCUUCGUGUGUCAGGGUUUGAUGGACUUCUUGGUCAGCGCGCAUCCUAUCGCUCAGGUUCUGAGAGAAUACGUGAUCUUCAAGAUAGUGCCGAUGCUGAACCCCGACGGUGUCUUUCUCGGGAAUUACAGAUCUACCGUAAUGGGAUUAGAUCUGAAUCGAUCCUGGAAUUGCAUCUCCGAAUGGAUUCACCCUACCCUGCUCGCGACUCGAGCGAUGCUGAAGUCGCUCGAUAAGAACUCGCGCACUCCAUUGGACUGCGUUCUGGAUUUACACGCUCACACCAACGCCACGGGCGUCUUCGUCUACGGUAAUACGUACGAAGAUGUCUACAGGUACGAGAGGCACAUUGUCCUACCGAAAUUGCUAGCUCAGCACGCGGAGGACUAUGAACUGGGCAACACCAUGUACAAUCAGGACCACAACAAAGCCGGAACUGCCCGCCGUUAUUUAUGCUCCAUCCUAAAGGAGCACGUCAACUGUUACAGCAUCGAGGUCUCCAUGCACGGUUACAACAAGAAGGGAAUACCGGGUAUAAUGCCGUACACGGAAGACGGGUAUUACAGACUGGGUCGUAAUCUGGCGCGAGUUUUUUUAGAAUAUUACAAGCUUACUGGGCUCAUCCCGUCGGGGCUUCCCGAUCAGCCAUCGAGCAGACGAGCGCGUCAGUCUCGGCAGAGACAUCGUCUUCCAAGGGAGCCCAGGCCGAGAACAGUCCGAACUCCGGCGACCUUGCACCUCGCCAGCAUUUACGAGUACUUCCGGGAGGAAUCUGAGCCGCUCCCGAGCGCUCGUUACCGAUCGAUGAGCGGUACGCGGAUGGGACAGCAGCCCGGAACCGGAAUCGCGAGUGAAACUGGAACGGGCGUCGGCGGCGGGAGCAAGAGCCCGAGCUACAGGUUCCGGAGCCCCGGGGCACCGCUCGACAGGGUGCAGACCCUGACGGGGCGACCCGCCGCCGAGCCGCGGCUCACCAUUAUCGAUUUCAAUCAGCUGACGCGGGGCGGUUUGGAGCUCGCGGCCAACAAGAACAGACCAACGGUACCAUGUAAGAGGAUCGUCAAGUCGCGCAGAUAGCGAUCGUCUCGCCUCGGUUAAGGAGAGAUCCUUGGCGAACCGAUCCACCACCGUCUCCGUCAAGGACGCGAAAUUCAAAACUACCCGCCAUCGUUGCGCCAUUGUUGUCUCCUUACGUAAGAGAAUCGCCUUCGUGACAACAUUAAGCAACAUCGGUUCACGUCAAUGUGGUCGAGUAGAUGAACCAUUGCAUCGAUUCGCGCUACUUCUGUCGACGGAAAUAGAAGACUUCUCGAAGAGAGAAGGAGCGCGAGGAGCGCACCUCGGAUGCUGCUAUAUUCGCGUUUGUUAUUAAUUAAGAGACUUUCGCUUCUCUUGUACCGAGCGAUUUUUAAUUCCACGACAUUAACGAUAAUAGUGCACGUUUAUUUCCCAAAUUGUGCAACGCUCAUUCUUCCACGUAGAUACUUCGAGCCUUCUCGCACACCAUUUUCUCGCGAAGAAACAAUCUCUAAUCUUUACCUCACACUGCAUGUUUCCAAUUUCUAUUAUAUACUUGUUAAACUUGUAUAGUUGUUUAUCAUAUCGUUGUCAAUAUUACGUGAUUUAUUAACAUACACAUUUCUAUGUUCAAAGAUAAAAAUAUAUUAAUAAUAACGAUAAUAAAAAUAUACAUACAAAUAUACU
Molecule: messenger RNA, 2478 nt
Organism: Vollenhovia emeryi
Lineage: Eukaryota; Metazoa; Arthropoda; Insecta; Hymenoptera; Formicidae
Product: cytosolic carboxypeptidase 6
Exons: 7
Coding region: 91-1851 (586 amino acids)
Biological process (GO): proteolysis
Molecular function (GO): metallocarboxypeptidase activity; zinc ion binding
Source: RefSeq, a predicted model, not a curated record